Mastomys coucha (southern multimammate mouse) is the source of this 2436-nucleotide messenger RNA. It is a transcript of the gene Usp39, whose product is annotated as ubiquitin specific peptidase 39. The coding region runs from base 553 to 2034 and encodes 493 amino acids. The transcript is spliced from 13 exons. NCBI's taxonomy places the organism in Eukaryota, Metazoa, Chordata, Mammalia, Rodentia, Muridae. Gene Ontology annotation, biological process: protein deubiquitination; spliceosomal complex assembly; mRNA processing. Gene Ontology annotation, molecular function: cysteine-type deubiquitinase activity; zinc ion binding. The record is from RefSeq and is a predicted model, not a curated record.
CGUUGAUGCAGUGGCUUCUCUAGGGUCCGGUGAGCAAGAGCCCUGACGCAAAGGGGGGCUUGCCCAGGGGGCGGGGCCGCGAGCGGGCGGCUGCUCACCUCGGUGGCGCGGCAGGUACACCUGUAGGUCUGGCUUGCGGGGCCGCGUGGGCGCGGGCGUGUGGCGCCUCCUUGCCUUCUCCUUGGCCGCCUGCUUCACCUUCUUGUCGUAGUCGUCCCUGCGGGGAGCCGAGCGGGAGUCAGGCGCUGUCACCCGGCCGAAUCGGGCCGGGCCGGGCCUGGGGCGGGGCGGUACCGAGCGAUCUGGUUCCGACGGAUAUGGUGUACGAAGCCGUGGCUCAUGUCCAGACGCCCGCCGGGCUUGCAGCACAACCCCGGGCCGGGAUCCCGUGCCGCCUCCAUUCGGAUCCUGGGUACAGAACCGCUGUAACCGCCACAACGGCCGCGGAAUUAAGACCCCCGGCUGCGGGCCAGGACUUCCGGCCGCGGACCCGGACUUCCGGCUCCGAUGUCCUUUUUUCCGGUUGCGUAGGGCGGGCGCAGCGGAGCGUAGAUGCUUUCGAAAUUUGAGGACCUUCGUCUGUGGAGGGCUGUUGGAGCUGGAGCAAAGAAUGGCCGAGUGGAUUCUGAAGACCGGAGGAGCCGUCACUGUCCGUACUUGGAUACCAUUAAUAGGAGUGUGCUGGACUUCGACUUUGAGAAACUCUGCUCCAUUUCUCUCUCGCACAUCAAUGCAUACGCGUGCCUGGUGUGUGGCAAGUACUUUCAAGGCCGGGGCUUAAAGUCUCAUGCCUACAUCCACAGUGUCCAGUUCAGCCACCAUGUCUUUCUCAACCUGCACACUCUCAAGUUUUACUGCCUUCCUGACAACUAUGAGAUCAUCGAUUCCUCGCUGGAGGAUAUCACGUAUGUGUUGAAGCCUACUUUCACAAAGCAGCAAAUUGCAAACUUGGACAAGCAAGCCAAAUUGUCCCGUGCAUAUGAUGGUACCACUUACCUGCCAGGGAUCGUGGGACUGAACAACAUAAAAGCCAACGACUAUGCAAAUGCUGUGCUGCAGGCUCUAUCUAACGUUCCUCCUCUUCGGAACUACUUCCUGGAGGAAGACAAUUACAAGAACAUCAAGCGUCCUCCAGGGGAUAUCAUGUUCUUGUUGGUCCAGCGUUUUGGAGAGCUGAUGAGAAAGCUCUGGAACCCCCGAAACUUCAAGGCACAUGUCUCACCUCAUGAGAUGCUUCAGGCUGUUGUACUUUGCAGCAAGAAGACUUUCCAAAUUACCAAACAAGGGGAUGGAGUUGACUUCCUGUCUUGGUUUCUGAAUGCUCUACACUCAGCUCUGGGAGGCACCAAGAAGAAGAAAAAGACUAUUGUGAAUGAUGUUUUCCAGGGAUCGAUGAGAAUUUUCACCAAAAAGCUUCCUCAUCCUGAUCUGCCAGCGGAAGAGAAAGAGCAGCUGCUCCAUAAUGACGAGUACCAAGAGACGAUGGUGGAGUCCACAUUCAUGUACCUGACGCUUGACCUUCCCACUGCCCCGCUCUAUAAGGAUGAGAAGGAGCAGCUCAUCAUCCCCCAGGUGCCACUCUUCAACAUCCUGGCCAAGUUCAAUGGCAUCACGGAGAAGGAAUACAAGACUUAUAAGGAGAACUUCCUGAAGCGCUUCCAGCUCACCAAGCUGCCUCCGUAUCUAAUCUUUUGCAUCAAGAGAUUUACUAAGAACAACUUCUUUGUGGAGAAGAAUCCAACAAUUGUCAACUUCCCUAUCACAAAUGUGGAUCUGAGAGAAUACUUAUCUGAAGAAGUCCAAGCAGUCCACAAGAACACUACCUAUGAUCUCAUUGCCAACAUCGUGCAUGAUGGCAAGCCUUCUGAGGGCUCCUACAGGAUCCAUGUGCUUCAUCAUGGGACUGGCAAGUGGUAUGAAUUGCAAGACCUCCAGGUGACUGACAUUCUGCCUCAGAUGAUCACAUUGUCUGAGGCGUACAUUCAGAUUUGGAAGAGGCGGGAUAAUGAUGAAACCAACCAGCAGGGGGCUUGAAUGCCUUGGGGUUUUACUCCCAAGGGCUAUGGCUGAAGAUGAUAAAUAAAAAUACUGAAGCUGUAGCUGAACACGGACUGACUGUAAGAUUCCUGCCCCAGCCCUGUUUUUGUGGAUUCUGGCUGCAUCAUCAUGAAGGAGCUUGUCUGCCCUGGUGUCCUGAGCUGUCUGUCUCCGGCUGUUCUCUGCAGCACUUUGCAUCAGCAGACAGAACUAUUACAGAUGGAUGCCUUGCUACAUUUGAAUUGCUACUGUUCCAUAGAAACAUCAGGUCUUGAGACUCUAGGAAUAGGCAUGAAGUCAGCAGCACCCUUCUCUCAUAGGUAGUGGUUUACCUAUACUUCCCUUCAUCUCCUCGUGGGACAUUUGGGAUGGAUUAAAUAUCCUCCUGUUUUUAAACCA